Messenger RNA from Paramuricea clavata, 1209 nucleotides. Lineage: Eukaryota; Metazoa; Cnidaria; Anthozoa; Malacalcyonacea; Plexauridae. The record is from the annotation of a GenBank genome assembly.
AUGAAUAGAAAUCGAUUUGAAGAAAUCCUGUCUUUUCUUCACUUUAAUAAUAAUCAAGAGGUUGCUACUGAUCCUGCCAAUCCAAAUUAUGACAAGUUAUUCAAACUGAAGCCACUGAUUGACCAUUUCAGAACUGUUUUCAAAGGGUUGGUUACAGCAGAGACCAUGCAGUGCAUCAAUGAAAUGAUGGUGCCAUUCAAGGGCAGGCAUGGCGCCAAACAGUACAUGCCAAAGAAGCCAUGUAAAUGGGGCUACAAGUUCUGGUGUCGAGCUGGCAUGUCUGGUUAUGUCUACGAUUUUGAAAUCCUUGGUUCUCAAGAGGCAAAGGGUCCACCGCCUGGGGUAAAUCCUGAAGAGUUUGGAGAAAGUGAAAAUGUUGUCCUGAGAUUGUCCAAGGAAUUGGAGAAGAAUAGGCAUCAAUUGUUUUUUGAUAAUUAUUUUUCCAGUCCCAAGCUCUUAGUUAAUCUGAUGUCUCGAGGCAUUCUUGCCGUUGCCACUCUCAGAUCUGACCGGAGUUGUGGUUGCCCUCUGCCUGCGGAGAAAGAUAUGCGAAAAAAUGGCCGGGGAGAUCUUGCUGAAUUUACAGAUUCAAAGGCUGGUCUAGUGAUCUGUGCAUGGUAUGACAACCGUAGGGUGUUAACCAUCUCAAACUUCUUGGGAAAGCAUCCUGUCUCAAAUUGCAAGCGAUAUGAUAGGAAGAAGAAGGAGACUGUCUCUGUGCCCCGUCCGGCAUCUGUCGAAUUGUACAAUAAAUUUAUGGGCGGGGUGGAUAAAGCUGACAUGUUCCUAUCACUUUACCGCACGAAGCACCGAAGCAGAAAGUGGUACCAUUGUAUUGCAUUCCACCUUAUAUCUCUGGCUGCUGUGAAUGCAUUUGUGAUGUAUCGUGAGAUUGGUGGAAGCGGAUCCUUUCUUGAUUUCAUUGUCGAUGUAUGCCGGUGUUUGCUCGCUGUUGAAGAGCCAAAUGAUCCUGACAGUCAGUCCACCUCAGUUGUACGUGUACAAAGGUCACUGAAAGCCAGCCAAGUGCCAAAGGAUAUACGUUUUGACAAAUGUAACCACUGGCCCCUUCAAGUUGAGAAGCCUCAACGUUGUAAAAACACUGGUUGUAACAGAAGAAUGCGGUUUUUGUGCUCAAAGUGCCAAGUGUACCUGUGUGUAACAGGGACAACAUGCUUUUUGGUUUACCAUGACAUGACUUCUGAAUAA